CAUCGUACUCCGUGCAAAGCUUCCCGUCCAAGUUAGCUGCGUGAUCUCCCUCGCCUUCCCUAAGCCAUUGUUGCGCGCUCUUUCACCCUUUAUCUCGAUUUCCAAUGCUGCCGCUGCCUCAGACGUGCACCUUCACCGUCUCCGCCACCGCCAUUACCCCACGCUUGUCUUAGACUGGCCAUCCAUUUCUCGAGCCCCUUUCCCCUCAUUUGAAGCUACUCAGAGCAUCGGUUGCCUUCUCCGAUGGCAAAUAAGCGGAAACGGCAGCGGAAGCGCCUCCGCCGCGUCCCGGCGGCCCUCAGGAGGGUAUACGGCGACCUCGUGCAAACCCUGGAAGCGGCGAUCCUUUCCUUGUUGCCCCCUCCGCCGUCCUCUCCUACCGAGUGCCGCUGCCGCGGACGCCUCUGCCUCGGCUGCGGGACGCCCGCUUAUCUUCUCCGCCAAGACGAUCCUCCGGACUACCGGAUCCUACUGACCCGCGGCUUGUGCGUCCUCUCCUGCGACGCACCGCCUCCACCCAGGGUGUUUCACGGUGACGACGCUCCUCAGCGCGUGCUUGUUAGGAAUGCAAGGGAAUUGAUACUAGAUAACAUGCUUGAAACCAUGAACGUGUUAUGCAAUGGUCACGAUAAGGAAAGUCAUUUCAACAUUGCUGGUGAAUUUCUUUGUACUUCUACUUGGGAUCUUCUGUUGCACAGAAUAGGCUUUCAACUCAUGGUGUUUCUUCUACGUUUCUCAUCAAUUUUUAUUCCUGUUAGAAACAAGAGUUACUAUCAGGUCACAGGGCAUCCAAUGGAUAAAAUAUUUGAAGGAUCUAAAUUCUUGAAAACCACAUCAACAUCAUCAAAUCAGCAGCCAUUCUUCGCGGAGGCCAUGCAGAAUAUGGGUUGCUCAAGGAGCUUAAAGAGAAAGCAACGUGACAUGUCAGGGAGAUCAAAUAUGGGUGCUGCUGCUGUUUCUGUUUGCUCUAAAUCUAAAUAUCUUGGUGACAAGAGAGACAAUGGAAGCAAAGUGAGUUGUGGGAAAUUUGAAAGAGUUGGGGGCAGAACUGAAGUUGUACAAUUUGAUGGAGGGGAACCCAACAUCAAAAUUCUAUGGGAUCAUGAUAGUUCUCAGAACACAUUAUCAAAAUGUGGUGGACCAAUAUUGCAUGAUUCUGUUUUCCAGUCAUACUUUGACAAGUUGCAUUUGGAGAAGCUGAAAUCUCCCCGCACAAAAUGUCAUAAUAAUGAAAAAGAGUCCAUUUGUACUGACAUGCCUGGACUUUGUUUAAGUAGGAAGUACAGAAAGCAUGGAAGACUGUACAGCUGGCAACGUCGAAGAAAAUAUAAGGGACCUGAAGAAAAUAUACCUGGAAAAAAUAAUAAAAUAAGAUUGCAGAUGAAAUUUCUGGAUUCUGAUUGCAGUUUGUGUCAUUGGCCUUCAGAACCAUCAGUGCCUGCAUCUACUGAAGAGGAUAUCAUGAAGGAUUUUGAACUAACUGCAUCAAAAGAUACUGAAGCAAGCAGGGAGAAAUGUUCUCAUCUGAUGCUUUCUCAAGACAUGUGUCAAGGACAAAUAACAUUCUCAACAAAGAAAACUCAUCAUAGGCCUAGAUCUGAAACCAAUGAUGCAUCUGAAGGGCAACAUCAUGCUAGUCUGAAGAACUUAUCAAUUCAACCUCUAGAUUUUGCAGUGUCAUCACUGUACAACAAUCGUUUUACUCCAAAUGAACUCUUCCCAGAAGAGUCUGAUUGCUCUGCUUCAAAGAACCAGCUAAAUCUUCAUAGCCACUUUGAGAAGGUUGGUUCCAUGUGUUUUUAUUGCUUGAUUAUGCAAUCUUCACAAAAGGUUGAAAUCAGGGAUCAAAUUGACAGAAGCUUCAUCUUCUAUAAUAGAUCGUCAGCAUAUACAGUUUUCCCAAAAAAUCGCAUACUUAACAUAUUAAAGCCAAACAACUGCAGUGCAAUUCGUCUUAUGAAGCAUAUAUUUGGAUUUCCCGAUAGAAGCAAAAACUUCAUGACAUGUACUGAUUGUAGUAUUGGUUGUGCCAUUGAGUCCCAGUGUUUGUAUCAUUUUUUAUUAGGUUUGCUCAAGUCUCUUAUACGGAAUGCUCAGCGUUGUCAGUGUAAGAAGUUGCUGUUUAAACAUUGCAUUCAGACUUCCAAAUUACAUAGCAUGGAUGAAAACAGAUCAAAGUCUGAGGUGGUUGUACAAAAUUCUUCAAUGAGGAUGAAAAAUGAAGGUCAGCCCAGUGCCCAAGGAGCAUUGAGUGUAUUUAACAGUGCCACUGCAUGUACUGAGGCUAUUUGUUUUCUUACCAUGGUCCCAAGGCUGGCACACAAAGUUCUUUAAUGAACAUACCAAAUGAAAAUGCUGAAUCACAGUAUGCAUCUUGCCAUAUGCUUUCUGACAAAUUAUCUCAGGCUAAGCUGCAUCAUGAUGACAGGCCCUCAGAUGUUGCACUAAUUGAAUCUUAUUCUAAGCACCACCAAGUGGUUUCCUU
Musa acuminata AAA Group (dessert banana) is the source of this 2485-nucleotide messenger RNA. Its product is annotated as telomerase reverse transcriptase-like. Gene Ontology annotation, molecular function: telomeric repeat DNA binding; telomerase RNA binding. Bases 244 to 2334 code for a protein of 696 amino acids. Gene Ontology annotation, biological process: telomere maintenance via telomerase. The transcript is spliced from 9 exons. Lineage: Eukaryota; Viridiplantae; Streptophyta; Magnoliopsida; Zingiberales; Musaceae. Gene Ontology annotation, cellular component: telomerase catalytic core complex. The record is from RefSeq and is a predicted model, not a curated record.